AUGCUUCUGCAACUUUUGCGAUCAUUUGAUAUAUCCCUCAGCGAUGCUCUUAUUCGCAUUGCUCUAGUCUCCAUCAUUGUGCUGGGCAUUGGCCUGGCCGUUGUCAUACAGUUUGGAAAUGUUCAAACAGCGCACAGGAGGUUAAGGCACCUCGAAAGACUCGGAUCAAUCACCAGCAACAUGACAGAUCAAUAUGACUCAAAAUUCGGCCUACCACCGAACACUGCCAAUGACGGACCAGUGCGCAUCAAAUCACUAUAUCUUCAUCCUGUCAAGUCUUGCGGGCCCAUCGAGGUAGAUAGAGCCUUGCUUACCAAGACGGGAUUUAUGUAUGACAGAUGUUUUGCCCUUGCGACGGAAACUAUCAACAGAGAUAAUCCCGCAGCCUCAAAAUGGAGUUUCAUCAGCCAACGCACCAAGCCUAUGAUGUCCCUGAUAAAGACAGAGCUAUGGCUUCCACACAAGGAAAGCAAUCCAUAUGACCCGCUAGUUCAAUCGCGUGGAUGUGUGGUCAUGACAUUCGAAGAUCCAGACAUCCCGAAUUGGGCCAAUCGAGUGGAGACAUUCUUCCAUACAUGGGAUGUGUUCGCAAAGCCACAGGUCUCCUUCAUCAUCCCUCUCCAUAUGACGGCUACCCAGAUCGAAGAAUCCCAAACCAAACUCAAAACAUUUGGCAUUCACUCCCGCGAUGCAAUGGGUCUCGAUCUUGGCGGCGUCCCUUCUAUUACAGCCGCUUUGCCUAAGCUGAAGAGAUUCUUGAGAAUACCGGAAGGCCAAAGCCUCACGCUUUUCAGAUGCACUCCAGACACCUUAACUCGCACGGAUAAGAACCUUGCACCACUAAAACACAUCGGCACACCAGCUCUGCAUGGCUACACAGACCAACAGCCCAUCAACAUAAACAGUCUAUCAUCAGUCCAUGCUGUAUCAGCACUUCUUCCUAUCGAAAAUCAGCCCAUGGAUGCUCUGCGUUUCCGCGCAAAUAUAUGGAUCACAGGCGCGCCUGCAUUCGAAGAAGAAACAUGGAAACGCUACGCCAUCCUUCCAAAGAGUGGCAGCACACAGCCACGAGCCAGUGUAGCACCGGCAUUCUCGGUCGUGUGUCGCACCUCUCGAUGUACAAUGCCCAACGUUGACCCCGGGAAGGGGACUUUUGACGCAGACAUUCCGCCUCCUGAGAAGAAACGAGGCAAGCCGCAGCCAAGCACCACUUUAGUGCAGUAUAGGACCGUUGAGACUGGAAAUAAAGCGGCGCUUGGGUAUCUUGGAAUGCAUUGUGUUCCUGAGGAUUGGACCUUAAAAAUGGCCGAAGAGCAGAAAAUCGGAUUGUAUGUUCAAGUCGGUGAUGAGAUUGAAGUGCUUGAACGGGGGACACAUCUGUAUGGGUCGACGGGUGAUGAUUAUUAG
Penicillium soppii is the source of this 1407-nucleotide messenger RNA. RefSeq lists its product as uncharacterized. The record is from RefSeq and is a predicted model, not a curated record. NCBI's taxonomy places the organism in Eukaryota, Fungi, Ascomycota, Eurotiomycetes, Eurotiales, Aspergillaceae. The transcript has a single exon. Bases 1 to 1407 code for a protein of 468 amino acids. Gene Ontology annotation, molecular function: pyridoxal phosphate binding; molybdenum ion binding; catalytic activity.